GCGGAACGAGCCACCUAGAAGAUCCAAUCAUAACUGCCGGUCGUCCCCUAUACGUGGCGAUCCAGUGCGGAUCGCUUAUGUGCAGUCUUGGCCUAUCGGGUGAAGCAGCAUCCGAAGUUGACUAAGCACGGCCCCACAGUUUCCUUGCAAGGCCUCUUCACGUUCAUGUGGCCCGGGAAAUAUCUUCCCGAGUUGGCCAGACCGAUUGAAAAGUAUAUAUAGCACCCGUUACUCCUUAUUGUUUUAAGCAGCACUAGCUACUAUCCAUACCCCGAGAUUCAAAAUGUUACGCUCUUUUGUGGGGCACGUCCCUUGUGCUAGGGCCAUGUUGUCCAAGAGGCUCCAGUCCUCCUUGGGCAGCGCAAAGAAACCAACUCCGGUCCCAAAGCAGGUUGCUCCAUCGGAACACUACACCCUGAAUCAAUCUAGCUCUGCUGUUGCCACUGUGUUGAUCGGUGUGUCUUUACUUGGUGGGGGUAUCUUCAUCGGAAGCAACUUCAUUGCAUCGCCAAAGGACGACGCCUCAGAGUUGCUGUCAAUCACACCAUUAUCCAGCGUGUCCUCUCCAGAAUAUGGUACGGCUGAAGAUUUCAAGAAGGCUUUCAGGGAGAUCGAGGCUCUUGUCGGGUCGGAGAGGGUCUCUAGAUCCGACGCUGAAAUUGACCACCACGCGGACUCCUAUUACACCACCCACAAACCCCUCGAAGGCCAGAAGCCGCAAUUAGUUGUUUUUCCUGCCACCACAGAGGAGGUUUCUGCGAUUUUGAAAAUCUGUCACCGUUUGCGGGUGCCUGUAGUUCCUAAUUCGGGAUUGACAUCGUUGGAAGGGCAUUACAUCCAUAGCCGCCUGGGUUUAUCGUUGGACUUAUCCGGAAUGAACAAAAUCUUAGAAUUAAACGAACUGGACCUUGACAUCACGGUCGAGGCCGGAGUUGACUGGCAAGGCUUGAACGAAUACUUGGAAGAGUAUAAUUUGUUUUUCGGGCCCGAUCCUGGUCCAGGUGCCCAGAUUGGUGGGAUGUGCGCCACCUCGUGUUCAGGAACCAAUGCUUAUCGCUACGGGACCAUGAAGGAAAACGUUUUGUCGUUGACCGUGGUUUUGGCGGACGGUACUGUUAUCAAAACACGGAAACGCCCUCGUAAAACGGCAGCCGGCUACAACUUGAACGGUUUAUUCAUUGGAAGCGAGGGUACUUUGGGCGUGGUUACUCAAGCCACAUUAAAGCUUUACAUGAAACCAACGGUGGAAGCCGUGGGUAUUGUCAGCUUCCCGACCUUGGAGGAUGCUGCAUCGGCGGCUCACGAAUAUAUCAGGCUAGGCUUACCAAUGAAUGCUAUUGAAAUUUUGGACGAAACAACGAUGAGAUUUAUCAAUGCUACUCUGAGCCAGAAGUGCGAGGAGAUGCCAACCUUGUUCUUAAAGGUGGGGGGGUCUAGUGAAACGAUUGUGGGUGAAACGAUCAAGCAGGUCACCGCCAUUGCCGGUAAAAACCACAAAACCUCGUCCGCUUUUUCCUUUGACGAAUCCACCAAGGCUGAAUUAUGGCACGGGCGCAAGGUAGCGUUCUGGUCCACCUAUGACUACGGACGGGCUAAGUUUGGCAAGGAUACUGAGGUCUGGACCACUGACAUUGUGGUGCCGAUCUCAAACUUGCCCCAGGCGGUCAGAGAGAUCAAGGAAGAUUUGGUGGCUAACAACUUCGAAGCGUCAUUGAUGGGGCAUAUUGGUGACGGUAACUUACACUUCUGUAUUAUCUACAGGGCUGGCGAGAGAGAAAAGUGUGCCCAGGUGGUUGGUAGAAUGGUGGAAAAAGCCUUGAGGCUCCAAGGCACAUGCACAGGGGAGCACGGUAUUGGUAUGGGUAAGAGAAACUAUUUGAUCCAAGAAUUGGGAGAAGAAGUUAUUAGCGUUAUGAGAAGGUUGAAAUUGAGCUUGGAUCCUUUGAGAAUCAUGAAUCCCGACAAGAUUUUCAAGAUUGACCCCGAAGACCAUGAGCACUAGUUGGUAUGAGGCCGUUAGCUGUUGAAAGUCUCAGGGAGCUGAGAAUACUCUAUAGUCUGUACCUUGUGUCUUUUUCAUCAAAAAAAUUAAAAUAUGAGUUGAUAAGUGUAAUUUUG
This is a messenger RNA of Babjeviella inositovora NRRL Y-12698, 2118 nucleotides long. Its product is annotated as FAD-binding oxidoreductase. Gene Ontology annotation, biological process: lactate catabolic process. Gene Ontology annotation, cellular component: mitochondrion. The transcript has a single exon. The record is from RefSeq and is a predicted model, not a curated record. Bases 284 to 2002 code for a protein of 572 amino acids. Gene Ontology annotation, molecular function: D-lactate dehydrogenase (NAD+) activity; D-lactate dehydrogenase (cytochrome) activity; FAD binding. NCBI's taxonomy places the organism in Eukaryota, Fungi, Ascomycota, Pichiomycetes, Serinales.